This is a messenger RNA of Phytophthora sojae, 327 nucleotides long. RefSeq lists its product as hypothetical. Lineage: Eukaryota; Oomycota; Peronosporomycetes; Peronosporales; Peronosporaceae. The annotation marks the transcript as partial. The record is from RefSeq and is a predicted model, not a curated record. The transcript has a single exon. Gene Ontology annotation, molecular function: nucleic acid binding.
UUUCCUGACGUCGAAAAGCCGGAAACGUUGGUGGCAUUUUGCGCUGGGAAUGUCAUUAAUCCAAGACAGUACAACUGCCACGCCGCUUUCGCUUGUAUUUGUCCGCACAAUCGGUCGUGGGACAUCGUGGAGAGAGUCAAGGGACCCUUCAUGACGUUCAAGCGUGCAGGGUAUUUAGCACUUCUCGAGGCCUUGAGACGAGCGAACUUUGAGGAUCCGCAGCAGAGUAAAACGCUCGUGGUCUACUCGAACGACGAAUCUGUCGUGAAUUCAAUGCGGAAAUGGGUGAUCGACUGGAUGUACGACGGCUGGGUCACCUCGAGUGGG